This is a messenger RNA of Filobasidium floriforme, 3840 nucleotides long. RefSeq lists its product as uncharacterized. NCBI's taxonomy places the organism in Eukaryota, Fungi, Basidiomycota, Tremellomycetes, Filobasidiales, Filobasidiaceae. The transcript has 8 exons. The coding region runs from base 92 to 3586 and encodes 1164 amino acids. Gene Ontology annotation, biological process: protein secretion. The record is from RefSeq and is a predicted model, not a curated record.
UUCCUGUGACCACCCAUCAGCUCGAACGGAUUCACGUUCGCGGUAGUACACCUCUAGUAGAUCUUGCGAUCCGAGCAAACUUUCGUUCAAGAUGCCGGAGACCUCGAACCAUAGCUCGACUUCGCCUCCGAGCGAUACGCAGAAGAUCAUCGCCCGAGGCCAUACCGCUAUAGAAAUAGGUCAAUACCUAUUACCAAGCAGUCAACCUGUCAUCAACACUCUCUCGGGGAAACGAGCGGAUCUAGCAAACCAACUCGAGGAAGCUGGAAGACAUUUAGAAGCGAGCGAGGACGCCGAGCUCAAGGUUCGGUGGGACUGGAGGCAGCGAGCUGAAGUGGAGGAGGGAGAGGGGGAGAUGGUGGACUUGAUGAAGGAGAGCGGGAUGAGGGGUUUGGAUGUCAUUGAAGCCGUGUGGGACUGGCUGAGUCUGCAAGACAACGAGAAAUCGUCGAUCGAUCCUAAAGUAUUCCUACUCGAUUUGACAGAGAGGAGGCACCUACAACGCCUCGUCUCCCUGAUCCCCAGUCGAUUGAUUCUGCCACAUAUAAAUGACCUACUUCGAGCCUCGACCCAAGCCGCAUCCUCUAUCAACUCUCCUGUCAUCUCGUCAAUACGGACCAUAACCACCCGUCUUCUCCGUCUGAUCACCAUCCCCUCGGAAGCUCAGAACCAAGAUGACAGCCAAAACCAAUCUCCAUACCGGAGGUCGGACCUCUACAUGUUCCUCUCCUCCCCGACCAUCAUCCCCUUCAUCCUGCUCCCACCUCUCAUGAUAGGCUGGUCACAAGCGUUCCCGCCGGACGUGUUUGCAGAGAUAAGGAAGGGCUUUUUGAUAUACGUCGACAAGGGGCUCGCACCAUCUGAAGCUCUGGCUACUUUAGGAGGAUUACAGACCAUCUUGACGAGCGGUAACAGAUCGACGUCAUCGUCAUCAUCAGGUGGUGGUACCGGUGCUGGUGCUGGGGCAGGGGCCAAGAUUGUCCCACUAGAAGAAGACCCGAUCGUCUACCCGGAAUACGCUCGACGGACCGUAAAGGCGUUGAUGGGAAGACAGAUGGUCCGGCCCGGUGGUGUCGCGGGGUUGCUCGGGAACGUUUUUGGGUUUGGAGAGAGGAAGGAUGGCAUGUCGGGAGAUGAUGUGUUAGAGUUACAUAAACUGGAUUAUGUGACAAAACUGUUAGGGAUCCCUGUACACGGGAUGGACGCUAAGGCUUAUUACGACAACAUAUUCGAACAACUGCGUCUGAUCAUCGUCCCGUCUGACCCGGUGAGGGAGCGGAAUACGCCUAAACAUCACGUCCAGGCGUCGGCAUACGUCUUGACCAAGCUCGCGGUGACUUUGCCGUUGAUCAAGCGGGAAUUGCGAAAGACCCUGCAUGAACCUCUGUUUCCGCGAUUUGCGGAACUGCCGUAUGCGGCCUCCUCGUCUCCAUCAUCAUCGUUGGUGCAAGGAUCGGUAGUAGUAACAUCGGCAACGCGCAUCAAUUCCUUGGUUUCCUUGCUUCUCCCGUUACUCACGCUCAAUCCGCCACCUCCACCCUUUCUCAAUCUCAUCAUCACACCUAUCAUCCGCCCGAUCUUUCUGCUUUGGCAACAUCUGAAGAAGGACAGGACGGCGGAUCCGUUGACGAGAAAGGAGAUCGAGGACGUGGUCGGUGCUUGGGUGAGGUUGAUGGACGUCGAGCUGGUAGAGAAUGGGCUCUGGGAGGUGUUACAAGGUGGGAGAGGAUGGAAGGGGCUCGGGUUUGGAGGCAGGAUGGACGACGAAGAGAAGGUGUUGUUUUGGGGCAGGAAUUUUGGUCCUGGUGAGAGCAGAGAGGAGGAGGAUAUUGGCGCUGCGGUACUUUACGGAAGACCACCACAAUCAACGACGGACGACCUCAAGUUUAGUAGCGACCCUGAAGACUUCAACCUGACUACCAAGCUGAACGACCUGCACGUCUCGGAUGGUGCGACCGUUCCAGACGCGGGACAAGAUUACGAUAUCUUGCCGGAUCUGUCGAGCUUGCAGAUGUACCCCGACCCGGAACUGUUGGUUGCUAUCAUCGUCAGAUCCGGGAGAGCCGACCUGUCGAGCAGGUUUCUUAUUAGGUGUUUGCAAGCGUAUCAGGUCAUGUCCGGAGACAACGAUGCAAAUCCAGAACGGACUCUGAUCUUGCUGCAGGUCAUCAUGCGACUCAGUGACAAAGCGUCCGCCAAUUUGGGAAAGGAAGUCCGACACGUGUUGCUAUUCAUCGAACAUGCUCUACGGCCAUCUUCGACUGCGGAUGAGAUCGACUUAGCAGAUUCAGAUGACGGGGCUGAUAGUGACGAUGAAGAUGCCGAUGAUGCUGCGGAACCGGCCGCGGCAAACGAUGUCGUCAAGGAGGAUAUCCCCAAUCUCGGUCUUGUCGAGACGGCGCUCAACUUACUGGUUGCCACGCUACACGGUGACGAAACCAUCACAUCGGAAAGCCAACCCAUCCUGAAACCGAUCGAAAAGCACGUGGAAGCCUUGUUGAGACAUCGAUUGGCCGAUAUCCGGCAAGCCGCGCGGGCUGCUUCCCUGCUUCUCGCCGUUCGAAAAGCUACUCCGGGAUUGGCAUCGAACGCUUCAGCUACAGACACUGCUCAACGCUACCAAGAAUCCUUACGGUUGCUUCAGGAUCCGAUCUUGGCCGUGCGAGCACACGGCCUGAUAAUUUUACAAAGCAUCGUACGCGCUCCAGACUUUGACCGGGCCUUGACGCCGGCGAUCAUGGACAUCUUUCUUUCGGCGAUCCGGGACGAUGAUUCAUUCAUGUACCUCAACGCCGUCAAAGGUCUUUCGAGCUUGGUAGACGGGCUCGGACGGGAAGUCAUGGCUAGUAUCACGUCGGCCUAUGUCGAGGGCUUUGAGCGUAUCACGGAAUUCAAGCCGGACGAAUUGGACAGGCGGUUACGCCUAGGAGAAGCUCUACAGCAAUCUAUUCGGCGUGCCGGUACCGCCCUCUCAGCGUACGUGGAACCGAUCGUACCUCGGUUGUUGCGGGUCUUUCCCAAUGCGAGCCUGCCCACCGUGAUACGCAGCUCAUCCCUCUCCAUCCUGGCAACAUGCGCCGACACCGAAUGGCGAGCGUUAUUACCAUGGUCAAACGACCUGAUCGGGUCGUGCUUGGAUCUUUUACGGCUGGAAAGCGUCUCGCAACGGCGGAACCAAUCAAAUAGCAUAGAACCUGACAACAACCGCGAAAGCGAAGAUAAUGACCAGAACGGAGAAGAAGACGACGACACACAACGACCCAAUGACGAACCUACACGAAAUAACGACAGUAAACAUCCAGCCUUACGACGAGCUGCGGUCGUCUUUCUCGGCUUGAUGUUCGACUCCGUCGCCAAGGCGGCAGCGCAGGACUCGGACAACGACAUUCAUUCGCUACAACCGGAAAUUAGGAUGAGCAUUCGACCAGCAACCAGCCAAAAUCUUCCCGCCCCGGUCGAUACGCACCUCGUCCAGUCGGCCAGGACGGUCCUCAACUACAUCAAACACACCGACGUUGAUAGUCUGACGUCUCAUCAGGCUGGCGAAGUGCUGCAGAUACUGCGACACAUCCCAGCGAGCACAUGAGAGUGAUCGGAGGAAACCUCUUUGGAUAAGGGACUGAUGAGGGCUACCCUGGGCCGUAACACCAACUUCAGAGGGUUCACCUGUAGUGCAUUUGUAUAUUAGACGUGAUCACUCGUCUCGAGAAGUGCAUAGCUUUGUCCCGUAGAUGACGAAAAGCACCGCACGGCUGCUUCCGGCCGGAAGCAAAUCGAACGUUUGUAUAUAAACGACCACUACUUAUUGUAAUCUGACCAUCUGAUCAAGAUACACUCACC